This is a messenger RNA of Notolabrus celidotus (New Zealand spotty), 4838 nucleotides long. It is a transcript of the gene nkiras1, whose product is annotated as NFKB inhibitor interacting Ras-like 1. The record is from RefSeq and is a predicted model, not a curated record. Lineage: Eukaryota; Metazoa; Chordata; Actinopteri; Labriformes; Labridae. The transcript is spliced from 4 exons. Gene Ontology annotation, molecular function: GTPase activity; GTP binding. The coding region runs from base 140 to 718 and encodes 192 amino acids. Gene Ontology annotation, biological process: canonical NF-kappaB signal transduction.
AGUUUAUGAGUGAACUCCGUCAUAAGCGCAUGCGCAGUAACAGCCAGAAAGUGAUAGCAGAGCAGCAGGAUGGAUCCCCUGGCGAUGAUGCUACAUGUAAAGACCUGAUAGACGGCCAGUUCUCCACCUGAAGCUCGAAAUGGGGAAAGGCUGUAAAGUUGUGGUGUGUGGCCAGGCAGCAGUGGGGAAAACUGCCAUCCUGGAGCAGCUACUGUACGGAAAUCACACUGCAGGCUCAGAGUCCAAUGAGACCCAGGAGGAUGUGUAUGUGGCCUCAGUGGAGACUGACCGAGGUGUGAAGGAGCAGCUGAGGCUUUAUGACACCAAAGGCCUCCACGAUGGUCAAGACCUCCCCAAACACUACUACACAGUGGCAGACGGCUUCGUGCUCGUGUACAGCGUGGACAGUGUGGAGUCUUUCAAGAAGGUGGAUGUACUGAAGAAGGAAAUAGACAAGUCCAGAGAUAAGAAAGAGGUGACGGUUAUAGUUCUGGGGAACAAGACAGACCUGCGGGAGCGUCGUCAGGUGGACCAGGAGGUGGCGCAGCAGUGGGCUCGAGGAGAGAAGGUGAAGCUUUGGGAGGUGAGCGUCACCGAAAGAAACACCCUCAUCGAACCGUUCACCCAGCUGACCAGCCGCCUCACGCAGCCUCAGAGCAAGUCUUCCUUCCCUCUGCCGGGACGCAAAAGCAAAGGCACCCCCUCCAAUGACAUCUGAAGCUCUGAAGAAACCCUCAUACAAACACAUACAUACACAUACUCCUCUCUGCUUCUGUUAGCAGGCUGCGUUCACCUCACAUGGGUAUAACCAGAUGGACAACAUGAAUUUAUCUUUAUAUUUAUCUUUGCUUAAAGCGUUCUGCCAGUAUUGACCACUUUUUGCACAAUCUAAGAUUCCCUCAGGCACGCUUAGAAAAUGUAUGUUUUUCUGCUUUCCACUGAGAGUUGGAUGAGAGCAUUGACAUUGUGUCUGUAUGCUGGUGGCAAAGAUGAAGUCAGGGUGUAGUUCACCAAGCUCUGCAUGGAGUCAGGAAGAAGUGAGACACAGCCUGGCUCAAGGGGAAGUCAAAAUGAUGCCUACAGGCACAAACAAAGCCUGUGUAUCCAAAUCUGAUUUGCUUAUUCUGCUGUCACACAGAAAUUAAGGAACAUUUGUAUGCUUUAAUGUGCAACAACUUCCCCAAAACAACAGGUUAUCCACCUGCCCUAAACUUCUGUUCAAUAUCUCCGGUGUAGUGCAAGCUGCAGGUACAGUCAGUGAGCAUAGGUGCUCUUCUUGUAGUCUGAGCAGACAUGAGAGGACCAAACCUGGCAACCUCACUGUGAAGUCUUCUGGAAGUCGUGCCAAGCCUCUUUUUUCUGCGUGUUGCUUGUUUUUAUUUUGUCAGGAUAGAACAUGAAAGUACCAGAGGAAGAAAUGUGUCCAAACUGCUUCUGUGUCAAAUUUUCUGAAGUUGUCAGUUUUGGUUCUUUCAUGUCUGCAGAGAGACCAAAACUAAAACCUCUGUUCACCAACUGUAUCAUUACAACCUUGUGCCAUGGCCGUGCAGAAGUCUUGGGUGGAUAGAUGAACUGUUGCUUGUAGAGCUAGUAGGCUAAUUUCCCUCCAGUGUUUAUGUCGAGCUGUGAUAACCACAUCCUGACUCUCGCUCUGAGCUUCACACACAGACAUGAGAUUGACAUUUGUAUCUCCGUCCUAGUUGUACCUGAUCACCCACAUUUCGAGGAACUGAAUCAGUUUUCUGUUGAGGGCUUGACACUUCAGCGUUUCUUACAUCUCCUUUGAUGAGAAACCCUUAAAAAAAAGAAGCUUUUGAAACACCUUCAUAGACGUACCAAAGAUUUGAGACGACCCAAACACAGAAUAUUUAGAUUGUGAAAUAACUCAGAUGUUUUUCUUCCAUUUCAACUCAAAUGCGUUCAUCAUUUCAAGGUAUAAGUUGGGUUUAUGUUUUAGCAUCUUACAAAACUCUUCCCCAGUGAUCCCAAUCAAAAGAAACUAAAGAUAUACUGGGGAAAAGUCGACAUAAAGUCUGUCUUAAACUAAGGCUCAACAUUUACAUAUUUUGGAGUCUAAAGUUACUUGGAGACAAAAAAGUUGUGGAGCUGCUCCUACUUCAGCCAACAGCUGUGAAACUGGCAGUGAUGACUGCAACAUAACUCUUGUGGGUAAAUGCACCAGAUCAAAGUACGCCCUCUAAAAGUUCUUGUUGUUGUCACUGACCGGCUCUGAUUGUUAGUCAAAGUGUCUGACAACAUUAAAGAAAGGACCCUUACAGAGGUGAUCCUGUUACAUGAAGAGUGAGAUGAUUGUUUGAACCCAGAAACAGCCGUUACAACUCUUCAGAGCCACCAGACUCCUCUGUGAAAAUCAGUGAUUUUACAAUGCAGAAUGCAGGAGUUGCUGUUUCACCGCUGCCUAGAUUGGUUAGUUAGUUUGUGUUUUUUUGUGUGACAUAAAUAUUGUAAAAUUGUUGGUUUACUCCAACACAAUGUUUCUGUAUCAUGAAAUAACACAAUCAAACAUACAGAUCAAGUCAGUGGUAGACCAGCAACUCCUGCAUCCUGCACGGUAUAAUCACAGUCUGACAGUGUAGUGUGGUGGCUUUGAAGAGAGAGGUGUGACAGCUGUUUCUGCUUUAAUAUAAGAAACAUUUCCAAAUCAGCAAGGUUCAUCUAUGGAUGGAUAAAUCCUGUGUUGUUGUCAGACACUUGGAAGAACAAUCUGAGGCUGUCAGCGGCAAAAACAAGAAUUUUAAUCAGACGUCCUUCAAUGUGGGGUAUAUUCCAACAAGGAUUGCUUUGCAGCCAUUAAAGCUGUUUUGUGGCUGCUAGAUGAAGAAAUAACCGGAGUAAUUCCAACACUUUAUUUGUAUUUAUUUUAUAUUUAGAUCCCAAAAUAUGAAAGGGAAAAAAACAGCAUUUACAUGGUCUUAUUUUGGCACUUGAAGCCUGCUGUUUGGUUUCUGUGAAUUGUUUUUUUUGUAGAAUUUGAGCCUCAUUUCUUACAUCAAAUAUUGAUCUGUCAUUUUUUCAGCCUACAUACUGGCAUGUUAUUGUUAUUUUAAAUCACACUGCAGGAACUGUGUAGUAAGCUCUGUCAGUUAACCUUUUCCCUCUGCAGUCUAAUUACAAACAGGAACCUGGAUGUGUCAUGUUAUUUCCCUUGUGAAGUGAAUGCAGCAUGAAUCUUCGGUCCUCCUGCAGGACUCAGCUCGCCUUCGUCCAGCCCAUCUCAUGUACUAAGUAUGGCCUGGCAGCAAUAACAUUCAUGGUACUGCCUUCAAUGUGAUGUAAGGUUUCAUUAGGUUUAGUCUUGCGUUAGUUGCACUCUGGUGUCGUCCAGCCCGUGUUAUGAAACGGCGCUGCUAGGUAAAGCUGUGUGUUAGCCUUUCUAACAGUAGAAAUGUCCGUGUUGAGAGGAAAUAUUUAUUUUUUAACUAAUUUAUUUUUGUCACUUUAAUGAGCCACAUUCCUUGACUUGUGAAAAUGUUGAAUCAAUGUGAAGGAUGAUCUGUGCUGUUUUCUGUGUCCUUAAUGUUUCAAAGUAAUAACAUCCAAAGGAAACUUGUGGUAUGUUAGAACCUGGGCCAGACUUUUACAGGAGUAGUGGGGACAAAAGUUUGAGGAGUGAGCAGCACGACAGGCUGUAACGGCUGCUGUGUAAUCAAUGGAGACAAAUGUGCUCUAUCAAAAUUCGUCCACUGAAAGUGCUUGUUUUUCCCACUGAGAGGCUCUUAUUGAUUAUCUAGGUGUCUCUCAAAAUUACAGGAAGAAUCCCUAUCAAGAGAAACAUUUAGAUGCUAUUUUUUACCCACAGACAACCCAUUCACUGCUGUCUCCAAAGCCUCCAGACUCCAUUGUAGGAAACAGUCAUUGAAUCUAACAGAAUACGGGAGUUGCUGCUCUACCGCUGCCUCAAUCGGUUAGUUGGUUUGUGUUUUUCUGUGUUACAAAAAUAUUGUGAAAUGGCUGGAUCAAUGACGCAAUGUUUUUGUAACAUGAAAUAACCCAAUCAAACUUAGCGAUCAAGUCAGUGGUAGACCAGCAACUCCUGUUUUAUGUAUGGUAAAAUGAAUGUUCUGUCGAUGGGGUCUGGUGGCUUUGAAGAGAGCGUUAAAACAGCUUCAAUAAAAAAAACAUAUAAAGAACAUUUUGUAGGGAGGACUCCUGUAACACUUACAAGAACAAUCUGAGCUUCUGAAGCUGGAAACACACUCAUAUCCAGCCACCAGACUCCAUUGACACAAACAUCAACUCUAUCUUGGAGAAUAUGUGAUUUGCAAGUCCACUGCUGCCUCUUCUGGUUGGUUUCUUUGUGUUACUGUGUGACUUUGGCGGUCAAAACUAUUUCUACAUCACACAAUAACACAAAGGAACUGACCAAUGGAGGCAAGAGUAGACCAGCAGCUCCCAUGUCCUGCAAGGUAAAAUCAGUGUUUUUGUCAGUGGAGUCUCGUGGCUUUGAUUCUGCUGUGUAAAAUUUCAAACAAAAUCAGGGAUCCUUUCUGUAGGGUUGCCAGACACGUGGAGUAACAAUCUGAGCCUGUCAGAGGCCAAAACAAGACAACAUUUAGUGAACGUGCUUUGGUUUUGUGCACCUGCCAACAAUGAUUACGCUGCAGCUUUUAUAGCCUGUUGCAGAGCUGCUAGCUUAAAAAAGUGAACUAAAACUGUAAAAGUAGGGAGCAGGUUCAAAAAUACUUGAAUUCCCUUUGAUCUGCUGCUAGUAAACAGAGUUCCUGAAAGCACUCUGUGUCAUGCUAACCUUUUAUGAUUCUCUGCUCUGUAACUCCGUCUUAAGAUGCACUGAAUAAAAUGUAGCCUCUUCAUAUUUA